This is a messenger RNA of Magallana angulata, 5036 nucleotides long. RefSeq lists its product as uncharacterized. Gene Ontology annotation, biological process: proteolysis. Gene Ontology annotation, cellular component: membrane. The record is from RefSeq and is a predicted model, not a curated record. The transcript is spliced from 32 exons. Bases 185 to 4813 code for a protein of 1542 amino acids. Gene Ontology annotation, molecular function: zinc ion binding; wide pore channel activity; metalloendopeptidase activity. Lineage: Eukaryota; Metazoa; Mollusca; Bivalvia; Ostreida; Ostreidae.
UCCUUCACUUUGAGAUGCUCAUCAUCUUCGGCUGCUUACGUUUGGUAAUUCAAGAGGAUAUCCAUGACCUUGUAAAUGCUGAAAUCGAAUAGGGUUAAGGGCUCUGGUUCAUGUCCUCUUUGUAUAAAAAGAGCAAGUUUUAAACUUUAGACGUGGACUACAAAUUCAGACAAGGGCUGACGAGAUGCAGCUCUUCAGCUCUAUCGCUUUCAGCUCCCUGCUUAUAUUCGCAGUUGGAAAUUCAGAUUUGGUCCAAGCCAGCAGCAAAUUACGCGAAACUGAAAAGGAAGAAUCAGUUUUGAGAAAUGUUUUACGAGCACUGAUAGAAAGAAACCAUGUCCGUCAGCAAAAGAAUAGUUUGCAUUUUACUGGAAGAAAUGCUGAUAUUUCGCUGAAGCGAGAAAAUGAAGCAAACAAAGAAAAUACUGCUGACGAUGACCUUGGGAACGACAACGAAGGGGAUGUGGACAAUGCUCAUGAUUACAAGGUGUUGGGGAAAAAGGGCGACUCUAAGGCUGUCCACGACAAAUACAGAAAAGACCACAUUAAGAAUGCCCAUACUGAUAACACAGAAGCUGGAGUACAAGAAGAGGAAGAGGAAUGCAAUGAGUACUAUCACCAAAUAGAGAUGGCAAUCAAACAUGGCCGAAAUCCAGAUGACGUUUCAAAGCCGGAUGUCGAUUGUGAGAUCUAUCAGAACGAAAAAAGAAUGAAUGGAAGAUCUAAACGAUUUGCCAUCUUGAAUCCAGGUGUAUGGGAUAGAGGGAUCGUGCCAUACUUAUUUGAUGCCGUAUCAAUGUAUGACGAAGAAAAGCAGUUCAGUAGGAUUCGCGCACACAACCACUACGAGUACUGGACAUGUCUGAGGUUCAUCCCGUACACAGAGACCACCCAAAUUGACUACGGUUUGAGUCACAACAAUUACCUCAAACACCUCAGUACAGGAGGAUGUUGGUCAUUUGUUGGCAAUCUAGCUAAAAAGAACGGUCAAAAUAUCAACUGCUGUGGUAAUGAUGUUUGUGUGCAUGAGCUUGGUCAUGCUUUUGGGCUGAACCACGAGCAGAAGAACCCUCUGUACAAUGACUAUUUGAGUGUUCAUUAUAGCAACAUUCAGGAGAGUUACAAGAGUCAGUAUUACGAACGUAACAUUAAAAGUAGCUGGAUGUUCGGGUAUUAUGAUCUGUCGAAUGUGAUGCAUUACGGAAUGUAUACUUUCACGACUGGAGGUCCAACGAUGUCUGUGUUUGAUCCUGAUCUUGAAUAUCUUGUGAAAAAAACGGAUCCUUAUCAAUAUUAUUUGUUCAGCGAGGUGUCUCAGAUUACAGAUUGCAAAGGACUAAAGUGUGGUGAUUUUACACUGACCUGUGACAAUUCUGGAUACCAAGCUUACAUCAAAGAUCAGUGCACCUGCCGCUGUCCAGAAGGACUUGAUCCAGCCAUGGGAUGUCGCACGCGCUACGACGGAGACCGAAUGUUAGCUUCCAAAUGGCCGUCUGAUUCCUUUACGAUUCUCGGUACACAGACCACUGGUUGUCCAAGUGGAUUUUACGAAGGCAGUCUCACUCAGCAUCACAAGGAUACUAAACAAAGUCACGUCAGUUCUAUAUUUAGUGCUGAUGUAAUAUCUGAACCGACAUCUACGGCAUACAAUUUUUGUACAAAGAAGAAAACUGACGAAGAUGCUACUUCAUUGAGUUGGCCAGCAGGAAAAUACUGCAUAUAUCAACAAGACGAAGUGUGUCCUUCAGGGUUUACUUCGGGAUACAUUCAAUACGAUGAUUUGGAAAACCCUUCUAACAUUUCCGGAAUUCUUCCUAAUGGACAGUUUGAGAGCGACUCAAGAUUCUAUUUCUGUUGCCGCAGUGACGGUUCGACUUCCUCACCAGUAAAUCUGCCCUCUGGGGAACCUUUCAUUAUAUUUCCGUCUACGAGAUACUGUCAGGAAGUUACAGGAAUGACAUCAAAUAGACAAUACUUAAGGAUUAAAAACGACCAGGAAUUAUUGCAUACAAAUGGAGAUAUACCGUACAUGACGAUUAGUUACACUGUUAACUACAAACUAUACUUCUGUUACUACACACCACUGGGAUUCAACGUCGACUCAACAUCUUAUUCAAGAUGGCCAGCAGAACCGUUUUCUUUGAUACAGGCGUCUAAAGGGUGUCCUAAAGGUUUUGAGACGGGGCAAUUUGUGGAGUACUCCUAUUACUCCUCGCUUUCUUCAGAUACAUAUUCCGCUCUGACAUCCUCAGACCAAUCUUUACAAUAUCAAUUCUGUACAAAACCUCAGACUAGCCCUAUAGGAGAACAAACAACGUGGGGCCCUGGUUCUUACUGUAUCAUAAGAUCUGGAGGGAGUUGUCCUGAAGGAUUCAGUGAAGGAACAAUAUCACUGAAGGAUAGUCAACCCCCAUCUGACAUCUCUGGAUCCCUCCCUGAUGGUUCCUAUGAUGAUAGCGUCACUUUCCAUUUCUGUUGUCGAGAGGAUGGUUUCACUAGAAACCCGCUUCUUAUUCCAAACAGAGAGCCCUUCAUUUUGUUCAAAGAAACCUCAUCAUGCCAGAGAGUUGAUGAUAUGAGCUUUGAGGAAGAAACAUACACAGUAGGUACAAAAGACAAUGUUCCGACAACAUCUGGACAUAUUCCAAAAAUCUUAGCCAGGUCAUACGGAAAAGUCUAUUUCUACUUCUGUUACUACUAUCCAACAACCUAUGACUGUGGAAAAACAAUACAUCUUUCAACGACCGGACAAACCGCCGUCGAUAUUUCCAGUCCUCAAUACCCCUUACCGUACCCCUCUGGAAGAAAAUGUUACUGGAACAUAAUAGCACCACCUGGAUUUAAACUCAAACUUGACUUCGAUGAUUUUGAUAUUGUGGCUAAUUCAGAUGGAACAUGUGAGGAUAGCUUGGAAGUAAGGCAUUCACUUCCGGGUCAGUUUGGAUUAAGUUAUUGUGGAGACAGAUUUCCGAACACAGUUAUUACAGAAGAGAAUCAGUUAGGUUUAACCUUUGAAACCAGUCUCCGUAAUUCUGCAAAAGGAUUUUCUGCUCAAGUUACUUUACUAAAUGAAAAUGAUUCCAGCUUCUGUUACACCAACAACGGAGAAAACUACAGAGGAACAGUUGAUAUAACCAGACGGUUUGCCAAAUGUGUGCCUUGGUCAGAAGUCAAACACUGUUUAAGUAGUACAUACAAUCCUAUGGAUCUUGAUGACGAUCUUCUCAAUAAUUAUUGUCGAAAUCCUGGCCACGGCACCAGACCUUGGUGCAUUACCAACAAGUAUCUGUGUACCAGGGGAUAUUGUGACGUUUGUGGAAUCGAAAAAUGUUUCGACAUAUUUGAUGAUUGCGAAGAAAGGGUAACAGAUAUGCUGAGUUGUGAAAGAGAUCCUGAACUACAAAGAGGCUGUAGGAUGUCUUGCAAUCUGUGCAAUCAACAACUGCAAACAGGAGUUGGUUCAGUAACGUGUGGAAUGCCGGUGGUACCCUCAGAUUCAACAAGUGGAGUCCUUAAAGAAAGUUACUCUGUUGAUGAGACGGUGGUACUUUCUUGUGAAACAAACGCUUUCGAGACUCAGACAAUCACCUGUUUAGCUGACGGAACAUGGUCAAACGCAGGAUUUACUUGCGGACGUUGUAAAACCGGAUGGAUACCUUACCAGGGCCAGUGCUACAAGGCGUUUUACGAUGAAGUUGAUCGUGAUACCGCAGUAACGAGAUGUGCGUCUGAGAACAACGCGAUACUAGCUUCUAGCAGGGACGCAAAGGAAAAUGAAUUCCUGACAAGUUUAGUACAAGAUGGUGUUUACUUCUGGAUUGGUAUUGAAGACAAUCUCUGGGCAGAUGGAGAGCCGGUGGAAUGGACUAACUAUAAAUCAGGUUCAACAAAGAGCUGUGCUUACAUUGCCGAUGGGGACGGGAAAUGGAGGGGUACCAGCUGUUCUUCAGCCAAGUACAUUCCCUAUGUCUGCUCGUAUUCUCCACAAGCUAGAAAGAUUUGCAAAGAUGCUUCAGACAAUUGCAGAAAGUAUGUAAACGCUGACGCCCAAGCAUGCAGUAAUGAUGAGUUUGUAUGGCAUACAUGUCCAAAAACUUGUGGAUACUGCAAACAAAUAGAGGACAAUUGUCCUGUGCCCAGCGUUACCUUAGAGAGCAACACAGAACUGGUCAACUCCGACAGUGCUCUAGCAAUCGGUGACGUGUUACAGUAUAGGUGUAAAUCAGGAUAUUCCCACACCCAAGGUGAUCUCUACCGAGCCUGUAAAAGAAGUGGGUCGUUUACAGGGGAUCCGCCUCAAUGUUCAGUGUCCAGUACAGUACCAGAACCCAACAAUUACGCACCUUUGGUUUCCAUGGGAAAAUCUCUUUCAACCCGAUAUAGCUACACCGGUGUCAACGCCAUGAUGACGAUUCAGAAGAGUGGUAAACUCGUCAAAUGGCGGUUCUACAGCGAGACAGACGGAACGGUGGCUCUACAAGUCUGGAGACCAACCUCCACCGAUAAAACAUACACGUUGAUUGGUCAGAACGAGAUACCUGAUUCAUUUGUUGGCGGGAUUCGUACCUUUGAAGUCCCCACUGAAAACCAAAUUGACGUCCAAAAUGGGGAUCUGAUCGGCAUCUUUUCUCUCAAUGCGGAGAUCCCUUUUGAGCGAUGUGAUACCGCUACCAAUGGAGAGACAUAUGGGUCAGUCCUGAAGUCAGUGAGCAAGAAAUACUCGGUGUCUGAUUGGUCCGUUUCUACACAGUACACGUUUCAGGAUGUCUCCGACAGCUGUAGGAUUAUACCCGUAACUGCUUUUAUUAUGUAGAUUAAUAUUUCAAAUCUCUUUAAUAUGAACAUUUAAACUAGUUUCUCAAAUUGCAUAGUUGAAAUGAAUUUGAUUAAUUUUGACUUAUAUAGAAAAACAACCAAACUUUGUAUCGUAAAUGAAAAAGUAUUUCCUUACACUUCCAGUAUGGACCGUUUUCAGUAGGAUUAGCAAGUCUUUGGUAGUUAAUGCAUUCACUCGCUAAUGAAAUAAAUUUUUUAAU